Messenger RNA from Camelus dromedarius (Arabian camel), 623 nucleotides. RefSeq names its product calcium and integrin binding family member 3 (gene CIB3). The coding region runs from base 78 to 623 and encodes 181 amino acids. The record is from RefSeq and is a predicted model, not a curated record. NCBI's taxonomy places the organism in Eukaryota, Metazoa, Chordata, Mammalia, Artiodactyla, Camelidae. The transcript has 5 exons. Gene Ontology annotation, biological process: calcium ion homeostasis. Gene Ontology annotation, molecular function: magnesium ion binding; calcium ion binding.
CAACCUGUGUGGCCCUGAGGAGAUUGGGGGCUUAGGCAGCGUGUUCCAGAGUAUUCCAGGAGGCAGUGGUCUUCACCAUGGGCAACAAGCAUACCGUGUUCACUCAUGAGCAGCUGGAAGCGUAUCAGGACUGCACCUUCUUCACGAGGAAGGAAAUCAUGAGGCUCUACUAUCGCUAUCAGGACCUGGCCCCCCAGCUUGUCCCUCUCGACUAUACCAGCUGCCCUGACGUGAAGGUGCCCUACGAGCUCAUUGGCACCAUGCCUGAGCUGAAGGACAAUCCCUUCCGUCAGAGGAUUGCCCAGGUCUUCUCGGAGGACGGGGAUGGUCACAUGACCUUGGACAACUUCCUGGACAUGUUUUCUGUGAUGAGCGAAAUGGCUCCCCGCGACCUCAAAGCCUACUACGCUUUUAAAAUUUAUGACUUUAACAAUGAUGACUACAUCUGCGCUUGGGACCUGGAGCAGACGGUGACCAAGCUGACGCGGGGGGAGCUGAAUGCUGAGGAGGUCAGCCUGGUGUGUGAGAAGGUGCUGGAUGAGGCCGAUGGGGACCACGACGGGCGGCUGUCCCUGGAAGACUUCCAGAACAUGAUCCUUCGGGCACCAGACUUCCUCAGGUGA